Molecule: messenger RNA, 1152 nt
Organism: Rotaria socialis
Lineage: Eukaryota; Metazoa; Rotifera; Eurotatoria; Philodinida; Philodinidae
Source: the annotation of a GenBank genome assembly
AUGAUUACUGAAACCCGACAAAGUCGUACACGUCUCAUUCAUUACGAAUAUCAUCAUAAACGUAAUCGCCGUCGACACCAUACAUUAGACAAUGCAACUUUGGAUAAGUUCAAUUUCGUUUGUGUACCAUUAAAUCUCGACGAGUCACGCAUUGAUUCGUCAUCAUCUCACACUAAUUUAACAAUGGCACAACCAAAACAAUUUUCAACUUCAAUAACAUCUAUUUUACCACCACCGACAACAGUAUCAACAGUGACACGUCGUGUUCGAUUUAAAUUUGAUGACAAUGAUAAAAAUCAAAACCUAAUGGACUUAAAUAACAAUCGACAUACACGCUCAUCUGAUGAUGUUAGAUUAUCUGAAAAGAAUUCUAUUCAUCGUGUUGAAUUCCAAAUUCCUGUUCAUAAAGAUAUUAAUCCAUGGUUAAAUGUUGAUUGUUCAGCAUCUUCAUCUUGUCCAGCGAAAACACGUUCGUUAACAUCACAAAAAAUUGAUAUAAAGCAUACUCCUAACAAUUCAAUGCGUGUACAAGGUAUUGCGCCAUUUAUUGAAGCUGAAAUUACUUCUCAAACGCCAACAGCUAAUGAUUUCGAGAAAAGUCAAUCACAAUGGUACAGACAUAUGUAUGGUCAUCUACAUAAACCAUUCGAAAUGAAACGAGAAUAUCAUCAAAAUCCCUAUCAACCAACAUAUACUUUUCCUGAAGAUUUUAACGGUGAUCUUGAAGUUAUGGAAGAUUAUAUAAGAAGAAAAGCAUCGCAACCAGUUGAUCAAAAUGAUCAAAACAAUUCUCCUUCACUUAUUCGAACAUCAAAUUUAAGUCUCAAAGAUCAACGAACGCCAUCAAAUCGAACAAAUGAUCAUAUCGAAAAAGUUACGCGUUUUGAAGAUUUUUAUUCAACACCUACUGCUUCGUCUUCAAUCGAACACCCUAAAUUAAGUAAUGAUGGCUCAACAUGCAUUUCUUCUUCUUCUAUGAAUAAUAAUAAUAACAAUUUACGUUCGAAUGCAAACAAUAUACCAACAUCGGAUAAUGAUCAAAAAUUAAUCUAUAAACGAAUAUUACGCGGUGGUGAAAUUCCAACGAAUGGUUUACAAAAAUUUCCUAACAACAAUAGAGGUAGGCAGAAAAUUUUUUAUUCGAUCCGAUGA